Chrysemys picta bellii (western painted turtle) is the source of this 2086-nucleotide messenger RNA. RefSeq names its product ficolin-1-like. The record is from RefSeq and is a predicted model, not a curated record. Lineage: Eukaryota; Metazoa; Chordata; Testudines; Emydidae. Gene Ontology annotation, molecular function: antigen binding; carbohydrate derivative binding; signaling receptor binding. Gene Ontology annotation, biological process: complement activation, lectin pathway.
GUGUCUGCACAACAAGCCAAGGGGAAGCCAUUUUCCAGCUGGAACGUGGGAACUGGGGUGUAAGGGAGAUUAGAGUUCCGAGGUGGAGUUUAUUUCUUGUAUUUUCAUAUGAUAUGAAAGGCUCCCAGGGCUGAGAUGCUAACACAGCAUGAAGAUGAGGAGACGAGUGGAGCUGCCGUUGCAGAGACCAGCACCAGCCAUGGGGAGAGCUGUCCAGCAAACCCUCCUCGCCUUACUCUGUCUAGCAGCUGUGGUUUCUGAGGCUCCAGACACCUGCCCAGACGUGAAAAUCGUGGGUCUCAGUGGUUCAGAGAAGCUCGCUGUUCUCCAAGGCUGCCCUGGGAUUCCUGGUCCCAUGGGGCCCAAAGGUGACCCUGGACCUGCAGGAAUGAGAGGAGAACGGGGAGCUCCAGGGAUCCCUGGAAAGAUGGGACCAGCAGGGGAGAAAGGAGAGAAAGGAGAGCCCGGAGAACCAGAAACAACAGGACCCAGAAACUGCAAGGAGCUGUUAGCCAAAGGGAGAACGCUGAGCGGCUGGUACGCCAUCUACCCAGGAGUUGCUGUUGAUUCCAUCACUGUCUUCUGUGACAUGGAUACAGAUGGUGGAGGCUGGAUUGUUUUCCAGAGACGCGCAGAUGGUUCGGUGGAUUUUUUCCGUGACUGGGAUUCAUACAAGAAGGGUUUUGGGAACCAGCUGACGGAAUUCUGGCUGGGGAAUGACAAUAUCCACCUGUUAACAUCCUUUGAAACUUGUGAACUUCGUGUCGAUCUGAGUGAUGUGGAAAACAAUAAAUCCUUUGCCCACUAUGGGACCUUCAGCAUUUCAGGACAAUCUGACAAAUACAGACUGAACCUAGGAAAAUUUCUUACAGGCACUGCAGGUGAUUCCUUGUCUGGCCAUAGAAAUAUGACGUUUACAACCAAAGACAAUGACACUGAUAUGCAUUCGGGGAACUGUGCUCUGCUGUACAAGGGAGGCUGGUGGUACAACAAGUGUCACGGUUCCAAUCUGAACGGGCUGUACCUGCUGGGGCCCCAUGAGAGCUACGCAGAUAGUGUCAUCUGGGCAACAGGCAAAGGGGCUUACUACUCCUACAAAGUCUCAGAGAUGAAGUUCAGGCCGGUUUAGCACAAGGAAAGUGCAGUGCGAGGUCGCUCUCCAGCAACGUAUGGGAAUGGACCCUCACAGGUAGUUAGAUGCCUAAAGCCCAUUAAUUUCUAUGGAAGUUCCAUGGAUGUGCCUAAAGGAUCUGGGCCUUAGAGCCUGAUCUGAAGCCCAGUGAAGUCAAUGGGAGUCUUUCCAUUGACAUCAGAUGAGGCCCAUAGCUGGAAGCACCCAAGCAAACACACUGACGUUUAAUACCAACCCUUUCCUUUUCCUGGUCACGUUGAGUUGUCAGGAGCUCUCUGUUCAAAUGUGACUGCUGGUACCUUACAGCCCAGCCCAUUCCAUUCUACUUCUGUUAGAACCAACGCAGAGCCAGCACUGCCGGCACAGAUGAGCGAGAGCGUGGCCAAAAGGCAGCGCAGCGGCCAAGCUGUGAGCGGCCGCUGAUCAUUUGUCACAAUUAUUGCGCCACAUCCUGACGUCCCUUUUUUCAUUCCUGCUAAAUUAAAGGAAAAUCCCUCUGACUUCAGUGAAAGUUUUGCCAUAGUCAGAGCUGAGUAAAGGUUUUAAGAUUUGGCACUUGGUGACUCAAUACAUUAUUGCGUCAGAGGUCAUAGCAUGAUGACGCGUUUGCAGUUAAUUGCAGAAGAUCUAAAAAUGUUAACCUGUUUGUUUGUUUUUUUAAGAUCGUGAGCCUGGAGAAAGCAAUAUAUUUGCCCCUUGCUAAUUUGCAUUUACAUCAAGGAUAUUAAGCUCUCCCCACUUCCCAGCAAAGAUUGAAUACCAGGAGUGAAAUCCGGGCACCAAUGAAGUCAAUGGAGGUUUUGCCAUUGAUUUCAGUGGGGCCAGUGAAGUAUUAGAUUACUAAAAUCCCUUUAUCUCUGCAGUAGUGCUAUGCUAUACUAUGAAGCAUAAUCCUCACUGGUUAAAAGAAAACUCCAUAUGUCACAAUAAAUUAAUAAAGUAGGUUUAACCAGC